This is a messenger RNA of Phytophthora sojae, 857 nucleotides long. RefSeq lists its product as hypothetical. Gene Ontology annotation, cellular component: cytoplasm; nucleus. Gene Ontology annotation, biological process: inositol phosphate biosynthetic process. The transcript has 4 exons. The record is from RefSeq and is a predicted model, not a curated record. Bases 15 to 857 code for a protein of 280 amino acids. NCBI's taxonomy places the organism in Eukaryota, Oomycota, Peronosporomycetes, Peronosporales, Peronosporaceae. Gene Ontology annotation, molecular function: inositol tetrakisphosphate kinase activity; inositol-1,4,5-trisphosphate 3-kinase activity.
GCUUCUGUAGCACCAUGGAUGUGCGGGGCUUCGUGGAGAUGGCGCACCAAGUGGGCGGGCACGCUACGUCCAAGACGAGUCUCAAGUCGCACAACGGCCGCAUCUUGAAGCCUUUCCAGAGCAAACAGCGAGGGGAGCGCGAGCGCGACUUCUACGAGCGCGUGUUCGUAUCAGAGAAGGACCCGCCAGAGUUCGCAGCGCUGAGGCAAUUUCUACCAGAGUAUCAUGGGACGGUGGUGGUCCGUGAAGUGGAGGACGCCCAAGAGGUCAAUGGACUGCACCCUGGACAUUAUUUGGCCCUGGAAGACUUGACGUGGGGGAGGCAGUGGCCGUGCAUCAUGGACGUCAAGAUGGGCACCCGGUCGUACGAAGACGACGCGUCGGCCGAGAAGAUCGCUUAUGAGAAGUCCAAGUUCCCGUUGCAGGAGACGGUUGGCUUCCGUAUUCAGGGCAUUAAGGUCUUCGACCCGAAGAAGAGGGGCUACAUUGAGUUCGACAAGCACUUUGGUCGCGGUAUCGCCUCCGUGGACGAGCUUGUUCCAGCCUUCCGAAACUACUUCCCGCAGGAAGACACGGCCAAGACCGUCAAGCUGCUGGAAGCGUUUCUGCAUCGCCUUGAUCAGCUGAAGUCGUGGUUCGACGACCAGCAAGGGACGGAGUUCAUCGCCAGCUCCUUCCUGUUCCUGUACGACGGCGAGGCCGGACCAGAAUCGCACGCAGCCGACAUCCGCCUCAUCGACUUCGCCCACGCCACGACACCAGCUCCCCCUCAGCGAGACGAGGGGCUGCGAACGGGCAUCGCCACGCUGAUCCGGUGCUUCCAGACGUUGCUGCGUGAAGCUCAGGGCCAGCACUAA